AUAUUGUUUGGUCCAAUUUAAUUUCCACCAGUGGAUUUCACGAUGUUAUUAAUAAAUUUGACUUAAGAGACGACAAUGCCACUAAAAUUCAAGCAUCAGUAAAAGGCUGGCUUGCCCGAAGAACCAUGAAACUAAUUAGAGAGGAGUUUAAGCUCAUAGUUGAAGAUGUGGAAGGUCAAGCCAGUAGCUAUCAGGAUGUGGACAGCUAUUUUACUGUUUUUCCAAAAAUCUCAACCUUGAGUGAGAAGACAAAGUGUCCAAAGCCAAGAAUUCAGACCUCUAAGCAUAAACUGACAUAUCCAAAAUCAGGGAUCCAGCCUUAUAGGGACAACUUGAAUGCAAAGACUAGGCUACACACCUACACGGACAACUUAACUUACAGAGAAAUAGGAAUCCAGACCUCUAAGGCAAGUUUAGCAUAUUUAAAACGAACGGUCCUGACCUCCAGUGACAACUUGGCAUGUGAAGAAUCGGGAUUUCGGAGAUCGAGAGACAACGUAAUUUGUCCAAACUCAGGGAGCCAGACCUCUAACGAGACGUUGACCUAUACAGAGCGAGGGACUCAAACUUGUUUAGAAGCAGUGCCAAGGACCUACAGUGAUGAUAAUUUGGCCUGUACAGUGUCAGACCUUCAGACCCAAAACGAUGGUUUAAGUUAUCAGGAAUCAAUGAUUAAGACUUUCAGGGACAACUUAGCUAAUCCAGAGGUGAACAUUGAAACCUCUAAAGACACUGUUGUCUGUCUAAAAACAAAUGUUCAGCCCUCCAAGAGUACUUCAGAAUCAGCAGUGAAUACUUCUCAAGACGAAAUAUUUCGUCCAGUAUCAGAAACACACGCAGGUGACAAGAAACAAUGUAAAAGUAUGUCAUGGGACAUUCAUUCCUUGCAGAGUUAUCACAGAGAUUUGGCAUUAGAUCUUCUUUGGAUUCAGCAAGCAAUCAACAGUCGGAAGAAUUUUUUGAGAACGAAGACUUGUGAUAUGAUGUGCGAACUUUAGAAUGUCUAACACUAAGUCACCAUUUGAAUAGGGGCAGACUGCAAAGUGGACAGAGACCUAAGUCCUCUAUAAUCAAGAGGAGGACCAGUUGAGGAAGAGAUCUGUCAUGACCUGAGAACAACUUGUGGCAUCUGUGAUCAGAGUUGGUCCAAAUGUAUAAGGCAUUGGCAGGGAGAUCAUCCAGUGGCAACAAAAAGUUGACCACUACACUAGAAUGCCUGCUGAUGGGGUUAGACUGUCGUCUGAGUAGUGUAAAUAUUGUAAAUCACUGUUCAAACAUUCUGUUUUCUUCUAUUUUUAUUUAUGCUUU
Molecule: messenger RNA, 1308 nt
Organism: Limulus polyphemus (Atlantic horseshoe crab)
Lineage: Eukaryota; Metazoa; Arthropoda; Merostomata; Xiphosura; Limulidae
Exons: 5
Coding region: 126-998 (290 amino acids)
Source: RefSeq, a predicted model, not a curated record